AUGGUUUUGUUGGCUGAUUUGCUGAGUCUCUGGAGGUUGUGUUCUAAGUUUCGGCGCCGUUUGUGCGCUCCUCGUGCCGGUCUUCUUGACCGCUGCGUUUCCUCGGUCUCCUCAUCGUCCACCACUGCGCCGCCACCUCAGGAUGAGUUAAGUCGACUUGAAUAUAGUAUCGGCGUUCUGUUGAAUCGUCUCGAACAGCAUUCAGAUGAGGUGGCAUCGCAUCUCGAGGAAGAGUGCGUCGUUUGCAUGAGCAGCAAGGCAUCAAUGCAGACAUUCCCGUGCUGCCACAUGGUGCUCUGCCGGCGAUGCUUCAUAAGGACCAUUCAGCUUUUUUGCAGACAGCCUUGGCUGAUCGCCAGCUGCCCCUUCGUUGUGUCAUUUGCCGCAGUCGUGUGGUUCGUCUCCGUCAAAAACUUGCUCGCUGUCGAGUGGUCAUCCGGACCCAGAGGGUACCUCCCCCUCAGACCGACGUUGAACGCUCCUGACACGCACUUCCAAACUGCUGAUCGAUCAAUCGCAGUCUGCGGCCAUCCGCAAGUGCUACGCUACGCACCACCGCAGAAGUCACUGAUGGACUGA
This is a messenger RNA of Soboliphyme baturini, 579 nucleotides long. The record is from the annotation of a GenBank genome assembly. NCBI's taxonomy places the organism in Eukaryota, Metazoa, Nematoda, Enoplea, Dioctophymatida, Soboliphymatidae.